Molecule: messenger RNA, 640 nt
Organism: Tinamus guttatus (white-throated tinamou)
Lineage: Eukaryota; Metazoa; Chordata; Aves; Tinamiformes; Tinamidae
Product: ubiquitin-conjugating enzyme E2 R2
Source: RefSeq, a predicted model, not a curated record
CAAUUUUUUUUUUCAGGCUCACAUUAAAUUUCCUAUUGACUAUCCAUACUCACCACCUACCUUCAGAUUUCUGACCAAAAUGUGGCAUCCCAACAUUUAUGAGAAUGGAGAUGUAUGUAUUUCAAUUCUUCACCCACCUGUAGAUGACCCACAAAGCGGAGAGCUGCCAUCUGAAAGGUGGAACCCUACCCAAAAUGUCAGGACUAUCUUACUGAGUGUAAUCUCCUUGCUUAAUGAGCCUAACACAUUCUCUCCUGCCAAUGUGGAUGCAUCGGUCAUGUUCAGGAAAUGGAGGGACAGUAAAGGAAAAGACAAGGAGUAUGCUGAAAUCAUUAGGAAACAGGUUUUGGCAACUAAAGCUGAGGCAGAGAAGGAUGGCGUGAAGGUCCCCACUACGCUGGCAGAGUACUGCAUCAAAACUAAAGUGCCUUCCAAUGACAACAGUUCGGAUUUGCUUUAUGAUGACUUGUAUGAUGACGACAUUGACGACGAAGAGGAGGAGGAGGAGGAUGCUGACUGUUAUGAUGAUGAUGAUUCUGGCAAUGAGGAGUCGUGACCUGCUCCUGCUAUGCCCCGGUACUGCUGUGUGGACUCAGGCAAGAAGGGAGCAGCGGUAACCUAGCAGCAGCCCAGCAAAAAA